UUCCAAAUCGUUCGGAUGUAUAUUUUUUAAAAAUUAAAUUUUUAUAAAUUAAAAUUAUUCACAUAAAAUAAAUAAUAAUUAUUAUCCUGCCUUAAAAUGUUCGUUUUAUACGAAACACCGGCAGGUUAUGCUAUAUUUAAGAUUCUGGAUGAGAAGAAAAUAAAAGAAGUUGAUAACUUAUAUCUUGAAUUUUCAACACCAGAGAAAGCAAAUAAAUUGUUAAAACUUAAACAUUUUGAAAAAUUUAAUGACACCACCGAAGCCUUGGCUGCAGCAACAGCUGCUGUAGAAGGAAAAAUUGCCAAGCCUUUAAAGAAGACUCUUAAAAAGUUGUUUGGUGAAGAUGUUCAACAAUCUCUUAUGGUUGCUGAUGCAAAACUUGGAAGUGCUAUUAAAGACAAGUUUGCUGUGCAAUGUGUAUACAAUACUGGUGUUCAGGAGCUCAUGCGUUGCAUCAGAACCCAAUCCGAUAGUCUUUUGAGUGGUUUGCCUAAAAAAGAAAUGACCGCUAUGGCCUUGGGUCUGGCUCAUUCACUUUCAAGAUACAAGCUAAAAUUCUCUCCUGACAAAAUUGACACAAUGAUUGUUCAAGCUCAAUGUCUGCUGGAUGAUUUAGACAAAGAGUUGAACAAUUAUAUUAUGAGAGCAAGAGAAUGGUAUGGUUGGCAUUUCCCUGAACUUGGAAAGAUUAUCACCGACAAUGUGUCUUUUGUGAAAACAAUUAAACUUGUUGGAACUAGGGAGAAUAUGUCCAAAAUGGAUUUAUCUGAUAUCCUUCCUGAAGAUAUUGAAGCAAGUGUGAAAGAAGCUGCUGAAAUUUCAAUGGGAACUGAAAUCUCUGAAGAGGAUAUAAUGAAUAUUCAAGCACUUUGCGACGAAAUCAUUUCCAUCGAUUCCUACAGAACACAUUUGUAUGACUAUUUGAAAACACGUAUGAUGGCAAUGGCACCCAAUCUAACAGUUCUUGUUGGUGAGACUGUUGGAGCAAGGCUUAUUGCACAUGCUGGUUCCUUAAUCAACUUAGCUAAGCAUCCCUCAUCUACACUUCAAAUUUUGGGAGCAGAAAAGGCACUUUUCAGAGCUCUUAAAACUAAAAAAGACACUCCAAAAUAUGGUUUGAUCUUCCAUGCUCAGUUAGUUGGACAAGCCAGUUUGAAAAACAAAGGUAAAAUGUCAAGAUCCUUGGCUGCAAAGGCUUCGCUAGCAACCAGAGUUGAUGCGUUUGGCGAAGAGGCCACGUUUGAAACUGGUGUUGCACACAAAGUUAAGUUAGAAGCUCGUUUGAGGCUUUUGGAAGAAGGCAAUUUACGUAAAUUAUCAGGAACUGGUAAAGCAAAGGCUAAAUUUGAAAAAUACCAAGUUAAAAGUGAGGUGCUUACUUAUCGUACAGAAGAUGAUAGUACACUGGGUGUUAAGAAAAGGAAACAUUCAGAAGCCGAAGCUGAUGUUUCGGUUAAAAAAGAAGAACCAAUGGAUGAAGGAGAAGAAGAGACAACAGUAUCCAAACCCAAAAAGAAGAAGAAGAAGAAGCAAAAGAGCGAAAGUGAAAAUAACUGAAGAAGAAUUGAAAUCUAAAAAAAGUUAUUUUUUGCUAGAAACUUUUGUUUUAGUUUGUAACUACUUUAUUUUUUAAGUAAAUACAUACAAAUAAAUAUUGAAAAGACUGUUUUUUAAA
Episyrphus balteatus (marmalade hoverfly) is the source of this 1675-nucleotide messenger RNA. RefSeq names its product nucleolar protein 58 (gene nop5). Lineage: Eukaryota; Metazoa; Arthropoda; Insecta; Diptera; Syrphidae. Gene Ontology annotation, cellular component: small-subunit processome; box C/D methylation guide snoRNP complex. The record is from RefSeq and is a predicted model, not a curated record. The coding region runs from base 97 to 1557 and encodes 486 amino acids. Gene Ontology annotation, molecular function: snoRNA binding. The transcript is spliced from 6 exons.